Messenger RNA from Amyelois transitella, 906 nucleotides. Its product is annotated as cytochrome b5 domain-containing protein 1. Bases 1 to 819 code for a protein of 272 amino acids. The transcript is spliced from 4 exons. Gene Ontology annotation, molecular function: protein binding. NCBI's taxonomy places the organism in Eukaryota, Metazoa, Arthropoda, Insecta, Lepidoptera, Pyralidae. The record is from RefSeq and is a predicted model, not a curated record.
AUGAUAUAUACAAAACAAGAGUGGUACACGCCCGCCGAAGUUGCCGUCCACAAUAAAGCUACUGAUUGCUGGGUAUCCCUCAACGGCAAAGUCCUGGAUUUGACUUCAUGGCUGGAACAGCAGUUCAGGCUGUGCAAAUGUAGGAAAAACUGCUCCUGCCCUGUCAAAAAUUGGUACUGCAGUGAGGAAUGUAUCGAAUAUUGCCCCUGUUUCAAAAGGGGAUUCUUUUAUUGCGAUGCGAAAAGGCUGGCAAUGACAAUCCUCGCGUUCGCUGGCAAAGACAUCAGCCACUGGUUCAAAUCCGACGAGUGGGUUCGCUACAUCCACCCAAUCGUUGGCUCCCACACCCCAUACAUGAGGCACGGGCCAGGACAGCGUCAACCCGUGGUGCCUUCCACAAGAUGGCGCCCUAUCGAAUCUCCGUGGUGGCUGAAUGAGAAUUUUUUGGUUGGGAAAGUUACCGCCAAAACGAGGCCAAUCAGGAUUGUAAAUACUUUGACAGGUUCAACAGUAACCCUAGAAGUGUGCUCCGAGGAGACGAUCUACCAGAUUAUGAUGCGUUACCUGCCCCACAACAGCCACAUGCACUCCUACACCUGGCGGUACCUGGGCAAAGGGCUCUGCUACAACAAGACCUUGGCUGACAACGGGAUAGCUGAUGAAAGGGAGAGGUUCAAUGAUGUGGCGAUAGCUGAGAAUAACCAUAUACCGGCUCUGCUCAUUUAUUAUAAUGACGAUUUGACUGAAGAUCCAUCGCGAGAUGACUGUUUCUGCCACGACUUCAUGUGUAUGAUACACAAAGACCAAAAAUGUCGCUGAAAUAAAUUCUACCUGUUUUCGACAGUUAUACUGUAAACUAUUUAGAUUAUUUUAUUUAUUUUUUUGGUAAAUAAAGAAAACUGUUAC